Messenger RNA from Scleropages formosus (Asian bonytongue), 2138 nucleotides. RefSeq names its product folliculin (gene flcn). Gene Ontology annotation, biological process: negative regulation of transcription by RNA polymerase II; positive regulation of TORC1 signaling; positive regulation of transforming growth factor beta receptor signaling pathway. Gene Ontology annotation, cellular component: cytosol. Bases 68 to 1747 code for a protein of 559 amino acids. NCBI's taxonomy places the organism in Eukaryota, Metazoa, Chordata, Actinopteri, Osteoglossiformes, Osteoglossidae. The record is from RefSeq and is a predicted model, not a curated record. The transcript has 12 exons. Gene Ontology annotation, molecular function: GTPase activator activity.
CGCGCCGUGGAAACGGAGGUACGGCUCUCUGACAUUCUAUGCCAGCACAAGUCACUGAGACUCAGUGAUGAACGCCUUGGUGGCUCUUUGUCACUUUUGCGAACUCCAUGGCCCUCGAACCCUCUUCUGCACCGAGGCCCUUCACCCACCGUCUCCUUCGCCUCCUCAGCCAGGCCUCUCUGUCCCUGGAGAGAGGGACAGGGAGGGGGACCGAGAAGGAGAGGGACUCACUAUGAGGGCUAACAGCUCUGCAACACAGCGGGCAGAUAUGUGUGAGGGUUGCCGUUCCCUUCCUGCCUCUCACCCGGGGUUUGUUAGCACAGACAGUGAGACAGGAAUUCGAUUCCUCAGCCACCAGCAUCCUAGACAGCCCCAGCUCUUCAGUGUGGUCCGGCAAGCAUGCGUUCGAAGUCUCAGCUGUGAGGUGUGUCCUGGGAGGGAGGGUCCUAUAUUUUUUGGAGACGAACAGCAUGGCUUUGUCUUCUCCCAUACAUUUUUCAUCAAAGACAGUCUAGCCAGGGGUUUCCAGCGCUGGUACAGCAUUGUCAUAGUAGCCAUGGACCGGAUCUACCUCAUAAACUCUUGGCCUUUCCUGCUUCGACACCUGCGACUCAUUAUACAAGGCCUACAAAACACAGCACUGAAGGUCUUUGACAGUGAACAGUGUGUGUGUCCUCAGAGGGCCAUGCGGAUGAACAGUGUGUUCUCUCCAGCUGUCUUCCCCCACCAGAGGAGUGGGAACGCAGCCCGUUCCCUCCCUUCCCUGACCCAGCAUCCGAACCUGUGGGCAAGCCUGCACUCCUCUUUUAGCUGGUUGCUGAAGGCUUGUGGUAACCGUCUGACAGAGAAGCUGCUGGAAGGGGCCCCCACAGAGGACACGCUGGUGCUGAUCGAGAGACAGACAGAGCAAGAAGAAGAGAUGAGCGCCUGGGAAGGAGCAGAAGGAAGCAGUUCUUUAUCUCAGCACAAACAAACAGAUGGUGAAACCGGGAGAGACUUUUUGUGUGAAGGUGGAAAAGGUGAAGAGUCACCAGGUCCAAAGUUCAAGUCUUUGAGGCAUCUAAGACAGGUUCUUGGAGCUGUAGAAUUUCGACAGCUGGCAUGGCAUGUACUCAUGGGAAACCAGGUUAUUUGGAGAGGAGCAGACCCUUCACUCAUUCAGUCAGCAUUCACUGUGCUCAAGGCUCUGCUUCCAGUAGGCUGUGUGCGGUCUGUGCCUUACAGCCAUCAAUACGAGGAAGCUUAUCGCUGCAACUUCCUUGGCCUCAGUCCAGAUGUUUCUAUCCCUGCACAUGUUAGCUCUUCAGAGUUCUCAGUACUGGUGGAUGUGGUCAAUGCAGAGCGGGGUUCACUUUACCCUGCGGUCUGUGACGAUGACAUCCUGUCCCUUUAUCAAUUCAACAUCAGCAGUGCGAACACACAGCCCACGGACAGAGGCCCCACGCUUCUCAACAAGAUUGAGGUAGCUCUUUCGAAUGAGAACCUGUCGAUAGACGUGGUGUCUCAUUGUCUCCUCUGUCUUAAAGAGGAAUGGAUGAACAAAGUCAAAGUGCUCUUUAAGUUCUCCAAAGUGGAUGGACGAGGUCGAGAGGACACACAGAAGGUUCUGGGCCUCCUGGGGGCAACGGGACCUGGAGAAGAAGACAAUGUCCGAUUGCUGAAGUUCUGGAUGACUGGGCUAAGCAAGACUUAUAAGAGUCACCUGAUGACUGCAGUCAGAGGAGGGGAGAGGAUGCUUAGUCAGUGAGAGACAUUAAGUAUGUGGUUGAGUGGCACAAAUACCAGACAAUGGGGGGGAGAAAAAGGGAACCUUUGGUAAUAAGGUAAGACUGUUAUAUGUAGAGAAGGAAUAGGUGAGGGGGGCAAAGUAAUGAAUUGUCUGACGUUGGUGGGUACAUGUAUUGUGCUGUCCUUUUGAAACACUUGUAUGUUGACCCCUUUAAACAGCUGCUCUGGCAGUGUCUACAUAUCCAUGAACAGAAGUACUGCAUUACUAAUUGUAAUGUUUUAUUUCAAUGUAUUUUAGAUGCUUCCCAGAAAGGUGAAUAACAGAAACUUGAAGAAAUGCCUAAUGUAUGCAUGUUUAAGUUAUUGUAAAAGUAAUAUUUGAGGUAUUUUAAUAGUUCAGUAUUAAAAUG